AUGGCAGAAGCUACCAGCCUUAGUAGAACAACUAGUUUCAAUGGCACCAAUGUAGAUACUUUCUUCAAAAACCUUGACAGUGUACAGAAGCGCUAUAAGUUUUCUGCUGAUUGCAUUUACAAUAUUGAUGAAACAGCUCUUACAACUGUUCAUAAGCCAGUGAAGGUGGUUGCGGGUAAAGGAGUAAAGCAAGUAGGACAGGUAACUUCUGCUGAAAGGGAAACCCUAGUUACAAUGAUAGUUUGUAUAAAUGCUCUUGGAAAUUCUAUUCCACCGUUUUUGAUUAUUCCCCGUGUCCACUUUCGUAGCCACAUCAUUAAAGGUGCACCAACAGGUACCAAAGGUGAUGCUAAUCCUAGUGGAUGGAUAAAUACAGAAAUAUUUUUGAAAUGGUUUGAUCAUUUUGUGCAAUAUGGACAUCCUAGCCAGUAUCAUUCAUUACUUUUAAUAAUAGACAACCACAAAAGUCAUAUAUCAAUUGAAUUGAUGGAUAAAGCUAAGGAAAGUAAUGUUGUGCUCUUGACAUUGUCACCCCAUUGCAGCAACAAACUCCAACCACUUGACAGAUCAGUAUUUGGACCAUUAAAAAAAUUUUAA
This is a messenger RNA of Hydra vulgaris (swiftwater hydra), 597 nucleotides long. RefSeq lists its product as uncharacterized. The record is from RefSeq and is a predicted model, not a curated record. Lineage: Eukaryota; Metazoa; Cnidaria; Hydrozoa; Anthoathecata; Hydridae. Gene Ontology annotation, cellular component: nucleus. Gene Ontology annotation, molecular function: DNA binding.